Molecule: messenger RNA, 1818 nt
Organism: Rhinocladiella mackenziei CBS 650.93
Lineage: Eukaryota; Fungi; Ascomycota; Eurotiomycetes; Chaetothyriales; Herpotrichiellaceae
Exons: 1
Coding region: 1-1818 (605 amino acids)
Source: RefSeq, a predicted model, not a curated record
AUGGAGGCCCCGGCCGACAAUUGUGCUGAACAAACCAACUCCAACACUCCGUCGGCCGAUGUCGACAAGAAGAUGGCGGCGUCCAAGUCGGCCCAGGCACAGAAGCCCGCCACCGUCCAGCUGAACACUCCUCCCCUCAUCGAUCAAAAUCUGGAACCCGGCCAGGACGAAUUCACACCCACCCAAGAGGCGGUCGAAUGGCCGCCAGGAUGCGAUCCCUUGAUGUCACCUCCUCUGUCGUCGGCCUCCCCCGCCCCGACUCGAUCGCGCUCCCAUUCUCAAUCGUCAGCGGCAUCGUCAUCCACUCUGAAAUUCCGGUCCAGCUCCCCGUCGACAUCCCAAUCCCCGCCUGAUCGUAUGGUCGCCGUCGGGACGGAUGUCGCCGCAUCGGACCUGGCGCUCCCGCCGGCGGCCGUCACCCAUUUGUCAUGGACCGAACUCGACUUGGUUCUGGAGAAAAUCGCCAGCGGCGUGGAAGUCACUCCGGAGAUGCUGGUCCAUGAGAGGAGCCCUUUCAUCGAGCUGCCGGACACCCGAAUGCCCCAGGAGCGUCGAUUGGUGUCGCCUUCGGAUCUCAUUCAACGAAUGAACUAUUUCCUCUCCUACCACAUUCCUGGUGUCGAGCCUGAAUAUGGCUUCGGCUCGGCCAAGGUGGGCUUGUGGAACACGCGAGAUCCUUGGGGCCCCGUCAAGCGCUUCUCCUACGCUGGACUUCUCGACCAAUAUCCCAGCGGGACGCAAGAGGUUCUUCUGGCCAUUCGAAACUUCUUCUACGAUGGCAAAGCAUCGUUUUUGGAGCAGAACCCGACGAGGUUGGAGCAGAUCCUCGCAUCUUCCUCUUUCCGGCGAGAAGAAGUCAGGCCAUCAAAGAAACCGAAGACUCGACGUCCAGGAGCGGCAGCCCCACGAGCUUCGCCGAAACCCAUCCGUCCCGAGGUCUCGAGCCGAGCCCGGACCCGCCGAGCAGCAUCGUCAAAUGAAAUCACCAAGCAACGAGUGACGGGACCAGAGACGGUGUCAGUGAACAUUUCCCCACCCGCUCGACCCAGCAGAGCAAAGACAACCAUGGAGCAUGAGUGGCCGAAGCGCAAGAGAGAGGAACCGGACGACGAAGAAAAGAAACCCGACGGGUCCCGGGUCAAGCGAAAGAAGUGGAAUGAUAAAAAGGCAAAGGAUAAUUUGAGUCCUGACCUUUUUGGCCAUCAUAUCAAGGCGGCGCUCACUGCUCGCUACCCCGGCAGUGAAAAGGACAAGGAGGCCAAAAGCAACUAUCAAGCCUAUGCGGAAGCCAUCUUGCCCGACAAUGGACCGGAUGUGGAUCUCCGGGUGCCGGAGCUGAAUACGCAUCAGCAUAACGAACUCUCUCGUCAAGAUCUCGGUGACCCCAGCGGUCUUCAUCCACGUGAAAUCUGGCUCAGCCGAAAAUUGGACAUCACGUUCGACACUUACCGCUGCCAAAAAAAUCGGCUCUUCAUCGGCCUGGCGUUGUUUGUCCAAGCCAAUCAUGUUCGCUUGGAGGAAGAGGGGACAGACAAAGUGUGGAAUUUCGGACGAUCACAAGCCCAGUGGGUCACCAACGUGGAUGCGAACAAAGCCAGUGAUCUCUGCGGAUCGUUCAUUCAAUGGGGUUGGAUCAUUCCAGAGCUUGCUCCACGAGGCGCGGAUAAACAACGACAUGUCCUGGACGAUUACCUCAAACGAUUUCCCGAAAGCCAUCGCCUCAAGCUGAUGGAAGAUUUUGCGCAAUGGGAGGAAAAGAAUUGCAGUGCUGACAAACAAACGGCCAAGUUUCCUCACGGAUAUGUGAGAUCGUCUUGA